Molecule: messenger RNA, 2220 nt
Organism: Cercospora beticola
Lineage: Eukaryota; Fungi; Ascomycota; Dothideomycetes; Mycosphaerellales; Mycosphaerellaceae
Biological process (GO): DNA-templated transcription; regulation of DNA-templated transcription
Molecular function (GO): zinc ion binding; DNA binding; DNA-binding transcription factor activity, RNA polymerase II-specific
Source: RefSeq, a predicted model, not a curated record
ACACUAUGCAAGGAAGCAGGCACUCUAUGCCGGCCUCGCACUGUCAAUGGCAAUGACUCAGAUGAUACAUUUCUUGCCGGAGAAAGCUAUGUCCAGACACUGAAGAGGAGUAUCACUCAGCUUGAUAGCCAGCGUCAACACAAGAGGCAGCGAACCGGCUCACCUUCUUCCGCACCAGUGGCUCCAAGCAACGCGGAUCAACUUGGUAAUGCGCAUAACGCUACCGAUAACGUGUCAGUCCACAGCGCUCUCGCCGAUCUGACACACUUCGGGCUCAACACAACGCCUCGUGAUCAGACAGGAAAUCAGUCAUCGGCGCAACCCUUCUCGCUUUGGAGUCUGGCUCAGCGUGCCACAUCAUGGGCACAUACUGGCUCAGUCAGUCUUGAUGCAUCCCAGGAUACAUUACCUGCUUUGCUGGAGCUUCGUAACUUCUCAUUCGAUCUCGUAGUAUCGAUCGUUAAAGACUACGAAAGACAUGUGCUCCGCACCUAUCCCUUCAUUGCUUCGACCACACUCAAGAAACAUCAUGAAAAUUUCGUUGACGAGGGUCUUGAAGCCACCGGUAAUUACAGUGCUCUGCUGAUGGCAUUCAUCAUCUCCACGGGCUCAAACAAAAAUGGUGCUUCUCCGAGUAUGGAACUGCUUGCUCUUCAGGCCCGCUCAGCCCUGCUGCAGUUGUGUACGAAUACGCGAGAGACAGAUGCCGUCUCUUCGAUGCAAUGUCUUGUAGCUGCGGCACUCAAUGCACUUUAUGGGAUAAAUGUCGAAUCUGCAUCGUAUCUUGUUGGAUUGGCACUGGCCAAAGCUAUUGCGCUAGGCUUCCAUCGCACGCAGUCUCAAGAUCUGAGUCAAGAGAAAUGGCGGAUAAUGUCUGUACUCUAUGUUCUGGACAGUUCGAUCAGCUUCGUUCUCGGUCAGCCAGCUCAGAUAGCUGAUGGUGACAUAUCGCCCGAAACCUUCGAGCCCAAACCUGACUGGGUUGGAGAAGACAUUCAGUUGCUGAAGGAGCAGCUCCAGCAUGCUCGCCUUCUGACUAGACUGAGAAGAAGCACUGGCCGACCAGCCAUGUACUUCACCACGGCAUACGAAUCGUGGUGUGACUCAACUACACUAAAGAACUUCACACCAUCGGCGACUGAGGGCUCUGAUCCUCUAUUCUUGCAACUCCGGAUCCGAUUUCAUGUCGUAGCAUUUCAGCACUUGCGUACAGCCAGCAACGAGCAGUCCCUCAGACAGAAAGAUCGCCAUGCAAAGGCUGCGCUUCACGCUUCCCAUGAAUGGCUACAGUCCCUAGAAAGGCGCCAGGACGAAGAAGUCGGCUUUUGGUCCAUCCUAGAUGCAUACGAGAUCACGGCUGUAGCGAUCAUGUGCACUUGCUUGCAGUCUGGAAUUCAAGACAUGCCGGAAGGCGUUAUGCUAUGCCGCAAUGUGCAGCUUCUUGCUCUCUCCUUACUCAGCUACCUCUCGGCACGAAGCCCCGCCGCUACAAUUAUGCGAAAGGCUGUGUCGACAAUUUGCAAUGCUCAACGGAUCAAUAUCGAGCACGAAGGCGAGAAGAAACUGCCGCGCAAAUUGAGAGACUUGCUGCAAAUCUACAACAGUACUCUUGCUGUUGCGGAGGGUGAAAGAGCCGCGCCACUGUAGUACUGCGAUUGCAGCUCCAUUUGUCACAGCACUUGGAAACACCAACAGUCGGACUCGAUUGCAAGGCUUCAUCGCUAAUGGUCAGACACGGAGAUCCUGUGCUGUGGAACGACCACAUGACCCGGAAAAUGGGGUUGACCUUAGCCAGAUGAAUGCAGGCCUGCAGCCCACUUUGGGUUCCGCAAAGCUCGACUCAACCAGUCGGACAUCUUCUCGGAGUGCAAAGCCUUCCUGGAACGGGUAUGGUUGAUUAGAUCGACCUCCGUAGAGGGAUAUAAGCUUUGUGCUACAGGGCUUGUACAAUGAAGCCUGCACAUGAACGAUCAGAUGACACUCUAGGCAAAAACUCGGGUCAGCAUUUUUGAUUUCGGCACCCUACUCCGCGCUACUUGGUGUCUAUAGUGCAGACAGCUGUCUCGCCAGUGAUCUUCACAGCCGGUUUAUUCGAUAAGCGCGUAGAAUUGGUCGACCACAAUGGCGAUGUUCGAAUGCUUGUCGUUUAGACUACCUGCGGUGUUGCCCUGCGACAAUCUACCUAGACCAUGAACCCUCAUAAGCACUUGCGGAUUUGAA